UUCUCAAUUUUCUCACCAAUCCACCCUUUUUUGUCAAACAAAUCCACUCUUUUCUUUUUCAACCUUCACUUCAACGGUUUGAUCUCUCACCUACUUUGAAUCACAUAUAUUAUAAGCUAGUUUCCACACUUCUCUUUGACAAAAACAAUCCAAUCUCUUCCCUUUUUUCCACCUUCUUCCUUUACCUCUAUUCUCUUCUUCACCACUCAAUUACUCCAACAUCACAACCAAAAGAAAUUGAAUCAAUUGUGCAACAUCUUGCAUCAUCCAAAAUAAUAAAAAAAGGGUCGCAAAAUAAUGAACCAUGGCACGUACAUUGCUUAUGAUGUGGUCAUGGUUACUCUAUCCAUAUCCUUCUUUGUUCUUGCUGUUGUUCUCUAUCUUGUGUGCAAGAAGAAACCGGUUGAAUCAGAAGAAACACUUGCUGUGAAGCAUUGUGCUCGUGCAUACUCAUUGAUGGACAUUCAUGCUGCCACUGAUGGCUUCAACCAUAGCAGAAUUCUGGGAAAGGGUCGCGUAGGAACCGUGUAUGCCGGUGUACAAGAGAAUGGAGAACUUGUGGCUGUGAAAAGGAUUCAUUCCGUUCUUGUGUUGAGCAAUGCAGGAUUUGGAUUCUCAUCAGUGUUGAAAUGGCUCUCUUCAGCUCAACACCCCAACAUUGUUUCUAUCCUAGGAUUCUCCGAAGCACCGGGCGAGAGGAUCAUAGUGAUGGAGUUUGGGAGAAUGGUGAGUUUGGAUUUCUAUUUGCAUCAAAAUGUUAAUGGUGCAUCACUCUUGGAUUGGAACAAGAGGAUCAGAAUUGCGUCUGGAGCAGCUAGAGGGAUUCAGUACCUUCAUGAAGUGGCGACACCAAACAUUGUACAUGGGUGUGUCAAGUCCUCAAAUGUUUUAAUUGAUGUCAAUUUUUGUCCUAGGAUUUGUGAUUAUGGUCUCAAUUUUUUGGCACCCCGAGAAAAGAGAGGGCUAGUAGGGUAUGUGGAUGAUGAGUAUUGGAAUGAAGAAGGGGGUGGUGCUAGCAAGGAAAGUGAUGUUUAUGGGUUAGGGGUGAUCAUGCUUGAGCUAUUAAGUGGUAGAGGGUGUGAGGAAGGAUUGAUAGCUAAAUGGGCAUUGCCUUUGAUCAAGGAAAUGAGUUUUGGUGAACUUUUGGAUGCUAGGUUGGUGAUUCCUUCUGACAUGAAGCCUCUAGUUAGAUUAGCCAAAGUUGCUUCAGCUUGUGUUGGUAAUUCAAGGAAGUGUAGGCCUUCCAUUGCUCAAGUGACAACUAUUUUGAACAAUAUAGAGAUGGAAGUGUGCAUAUGAUUAUCAGAGAAAUUCUCAUGUGGUUCUGGACGAUCUCUUCGAAUUUUUACAUGACACAUAUUUGAGUAUUGUUAAUUUUAAAAACUUGAGUAGAUAUAGUGUGAAAAUGAUUCAAGAUCAAGACCAUAGAUAUGCAUGUGGUGAUUCUAGACUAAAUAAUUUUUCUUGUUGGUUGUGAGUCUCGGAGUCACUAUGAAGUCCAAUACUCAAUUUGAUAGGAGCAAUUGCCUUCAAUUUUUGGACAAUUCGGACGGAUACCCGUUACCCAAAUGGGAAAAAAGUUGGUAUGCACUUCUGAUCUGUAAAGUGUAAACUAUAUAUUAUAAGCUUUACAAGUUUUACUCGCAUGGGAUGUUUUGCCUAUUAAUGAGGGACUUUGUACCCAAGCUAUGACAGGUUGAGAAAUUUCAAAAUCAUGUUAUAGGAACGUUGAAAUAGGUUCAUCAUUUAGGGCAACUUCUGUCAAUUUAUGGUUCCCUUUGGUGUGGGGAUCCUUUUGUUGACGAAAGGGAAAGGGACCCUAGAUUUUUGUUAUUUUUUCUGGUCUCUGUUUUAAUCAGCCUUUUAUUUUAAUUUGUGUAUAGGUGUUUUCUUUUUCAGACUUUGAUUAUUCAAAACAUGUGCCAUAAAUACUGCAAAUAAAGGACGCAGAUUUUGCAUUCU
This is a messenger RNA of Glycine soja, 1962 nucleotides long. RefSeq names its product serine/threonine-protein kinase-like protein ACR4. Gene Ontology annotation, biological process: protein phosphorylation. Gene Ontology annotation, cellular component: plasma membrane. Gene Ontology annotation, molecular function: protein kinase activity; ATP binding. The transcript has a single exon. NCBI's taxonomy places the organism in Eukaryota, Viridiplantae, Streptophyta, Magnoliopsida, Fabales, Fabaceae. The record is from RefSeq and is a predicted model, not a curated record. The coding region runs from base 298 to 1299 and encodes 333 amino acids.